AUCCAAGUGGAUUAUGUCGUAAAUUGGGUGACAGUGGAUGCUAGUGGCUGCGGUGCACGGUGCCGACUGUACGUCUUACAAUGGAGACUCUUCGCUCGGUUUUAUGACCAUCAAUGUACAGGAGAUGCAGCAAAAAGUUCUUUACCUUUCAGUCUCUGGAUUGAUUUUUCUUUCUACAUUUUCUCAUGGACACACCUGACGUUCUGAUGCCUGCAACAGUUUUACUGAUGUUCUUCUGAGGAGGACGAGGAGAUGCCGUCCUGCAGCAGGACGUGUUCAUCCAGACAUGAUGGAGGGAAUUCAGGGUCCAAGCCCCACUGCUGUGACCAUCGUCAUGUUCUGACUGUAGCCAACACGAGGAAGGGUUUCCCAUGAACUCUUCAUGAUCCUCUGUGACUUCCUAUUAGUGAAGCUGCCUCCAACCCUUCGUGUCUAGGCUGUGGAGCUUGAUUCGGGCCGUUGGGCGCAUGAUGCAGGUCAUGAUGUUGGAAUUCAUCAAGCUCCUGAGGAUUCUACGAUUCUUCUGUUUUUGGAUUACAGUUCAGGCUCAGAUGAAGAUCCCACCUGAGACGGUGCAGCAGUGGGCGUCUGUGUUCUCCGUCGAACUUCGAGACUUGACCACCAAAUACUCCGGCUCCCUGCUGCUGCAGAAGAAACUGAAGGAUGUGGAGCCCAUCAUUAAAAUCGUGGAGGUGGAUGGAGCCAGUCUGGUGAAGGGAUAUUCUGAUGAAAUCGAGCGUAUGUUGGGGAGCAAGAUGAAGUCAGUGAAGAGGUUAGCGGAGUCGGCAGAAGACGCUGAUCUGUACCAUGAGUUCAACGCCACGUUACAGUUUGAUUACUACAACUCGAUGAUGAUCAACACGGUGGAUGAGGACGGGAACUACGCGGACCUCGGUGGAGAGUUUCCCCUGGAGCAGAACGAGCAUUUCAACAAGAUGCCGGUGAACACGCAGCAGAGCAACAUCCAGGUUCCCAGUAACGUCUAUAACAAAGAUCCUUACAUCCUCAAUGCCAUCUACAACUCCGAGGCGCUAAAUGACGUCUUUAUCGGCAACUUCCAGAAGGAUCCCACGCUCACCUGGCAGUACUUUGGUAGCUCCACCGGAUUCUUCAGGAUCUACCCAGGUAUUAAAUGGACUCCAGACGCCAAUGGUGUGGCAGCCUUCGACUGCAGAAACAGAAACUGGUACAUCCAAGCAGCGACGUCUCCCAAGGACAUCAUCAUCAUGGUGGACAUCAGCGGCAGCAUGAAGGGCCUGAAGAUGACCAUCGCCAAACACACCAUCAACACCAUCCUGGACACGCUGGGAGAGAACGACUUUGUCAACGUGAUCGCUUACACUGACUAUGUUCGUUACGUGGAGCCGUGCUUCAGAGGGACGCUGGUCCAAGCCGACUUGGAUAAUAGAGAGCACUUCAAGGUGUUGGUGGAGGAACUGCACGUAAAAGGAGAAGCUAAGAUCAAGAACGCACUGAAGGAAUCUUUCAAAAUCCUCAACGAGGUGAGAGCCAACGGUCAGGGCAGCAUGUGUAACCAGGCCAUCAUGCUGAUCACAGAUGGAGCCAUGGAGGACUACGAGGAGGUCUUUGAGGAGUUCAACUGGCCUGAACGCAGGGUGCGCGUCUUCACCUACCUGAUUGGCAGAGAGCUUACCUUCGCCCAAGGUACCAAGUGGAUUGCCUGCAACAACAAAGGUUACUACACACACAUCUCCACACUGGCCGACGUGCAGGAGAACGUCAUGGAGUAUCUGCACGUGCUCAGUAGGCCCAUGGUCAUUAACCAUGACCAUGACAUCAUAUGGACCGAGGCCUACAUGGACACUGUGCUUCCCAACACCAAAGAGCUCUUCACCACUAAGGCUCAGAGUUUGCUGCUGAUGACGUCUGUGGCCAUGCCCGUCUUCAGUAAGAAGAAGGAGACGCUGUCCCAUGGGAUCCUGCUCGGCGUGGUAGGCACAGACAUCCCCCUGAUGGAGGUGAUGAAACUGGCACCCAGAUACAUGCUUGGAGCUCAUGGCUACGCCUUCCUCCUCAAUAACAACGGAUACAUCCUGGCUCACCCCGACCUUCGACCUUUGUAUAAAGAUGGAAAGAAACUGAAGCCCAAGCCAAACUACAACAGUGUGGAUCUGUCUGAGGUGGAGUGGGAGGAUACAGAGGAGAUGCUGAGAACAGCCAUGGUGAAAGGAGAGACGGGCAGCUUAAGUCUGAGCAUCAGAGCUUCAGUGGAUAAAGGGAAACGACCCUUGUACCUGGUCAACGAUUACUUUUACACUAACAUCGAUGACACACCCUUCAGCUUCGGCAUGGCGCUGGCAAGGGGUCAUGGAAAGCUGAUGUUCAUAGGGAACGUGUCUGUGGAGGAAGGGCUGCAUGACCUCACCUCCCCAGACCUCAGCAUCGCCACAGAGUGGACUUACUGUGAGACCGAUAUCGACCCUGCUCACCGAAAAUACACACAGCUUCAGGCUGCCAUCCGCUACCUGCUGGGGAAGGAGCCUGACCUUGAAUGUGAUGAGGUGUUGCUGCAGCAGACCCUGUUUGAUGCUGUAGUGACGGCUCCGCUGGAGGCCUAUUGGAACGCCCUGUUGCUCAGUGACAGGGUGGAGCCGGGGGUUGAGACGGCCUUCCUCGGGACUCGGUCUGGCCUGAUGAGGGUUCUGAAAUAUGCAGGAGUGGAAAGCAGAGUGGCGAAGAAGUUCCUGUCUCCAACUGAUAAAGACAACCUGUUCACCAUCGAUCACUUCCCUCUCUGGUACCGACUGGCUGUAGAAAACACUCCUGGGAAGUUCUACUACUACCCCGUCAACGACAAGGGCGUGAAGUACGUCAUAGCAUCGACAGCAGUUACGGUGACAUCUGAAGGAAAGACGGCCAUGGCUGGAGCUAUUGGGGUGCAGAUGUCCUUGGAUCUGCUGGAAAAAAGGUUCUGGGCCAUCGCCAAGCAGCCCAGCGACACAGACUGUUCAAACAUUGAUGGCGUGUGUCCACUCAGCUGUGAGAGUGCUGAACUAAGCUGUUUCCUAGUUGACAACAACGGGUUCAUCCUGUUGUCCAAAGAGAGGAAUGAGGUUGGUCGCUUCUUCGGCGAGGUGGACGGCUCCGUCAUGGCGUCGCUGCUGAAGAUGGGGAUGUUCAAGAAAGUGUCGUUGUUCGACUACCAGGCCAUGUGUAAGAACAGCCACCACCACGCCAGCAGCGCGCGCCCUCUGCUCAGCCCAUUUUACGGCAUCGUAGCAUUAAUUCGAUGGUUCUUCUCCAACGCACUGAUGUUCCUAUUGGACUUUAACCUCUGUGGUCUCUGGCACUCAGAUUAUUUUGUGGACGCCAAAGCUGGCUAUCACACGUCUCACAAGCAGAAGAAGGUGGAGGCAUAUCUCCCAUGCGACACAGCGUAUCCUGGCUUCAUGUACGAACCUUCUGUCAAAGAAGCAAAUAGCCUGAUCAAGUGUGGACGCUGUCAGAAGAUGUUUGUGGUUCAGCAGAUCCCUGACAGUAACCUGGUUCUGGUCGUGACUCAGGCCGACUGUGACUGUUCUCGUCAGUAUGGAUCGAUUCUACUGGAUCCCAAAGAAAUUAAAUAUAUCGCCACAGUGAAGUGCAACAGGAUGAAGUCCCAGAAGGUGCGGCGGCGUCCGGAGUCCUGUCACUCCUAUCACCCGAAGGAGAACGCCAAGGACUGUGGGGGGGCGGUGUCCAUCUCCCUGUCGCUCUGUCUGUUCUCCACCUCUCUCCUCAUUUCGUUGCUAACUAGCCGAUAGGGAGGUGUGGCAGUGACUGAAGCUGGAGCAGGAGUCGUGGCUCAGUGUGUAGCAGCUCUAAAGGAGUCUUUGAUGUUAACUGUGUGAAGACAAACUUCUAGUUUGGGGUGAGGAGGAAAACGGAGGAGUUUGACAGGUUGCAGCACAAACAUCUUCAGUGCAAUGAAGCACUGGACAGACUCAGCAGGAGGUCGGUUCCGUCCUGUCAGACAGGUUCUGCUUGUGUUUGGAGAUGAUUUGCCAUCACACUAAAACCAAGAAUGUAGCAUCUUUGUAGCUUUUUGAUAAUUUAAUGUGAUUUCAAUGUAGAGUUUUGCAUUUAAUGAUAUACUGUAACAGAGACUGAUUUGCUGCGUCUGUGUGUUAGAGGUCACAUGUCGGCAGGAUGGAAGAUAACGUGACCAGGCCGAGUUUAUAAACUGAACAUGUAAAGGAGUUUAGACUUAGACUGAACAUACAGUCCAGGUUACAUUGAUGUCAUCACAUGUAUUGUUGAGAAAUGUCAUGUCACAAAAAAAAAAACACAAAUCACCUUUACAUUUUCAAACCAUCAGGAUCUGCUAGAUUUUUAUCUGCCUUCAAGAACAUUUCAUGUUAGAGGCAAAAAUAUAGACAGGUUGCAGUAGAAUACCUGAGAUCUUUACUGUGAAAAUGAAGCAAACCCAAAAUUGUAGUUGAAGCACUUCUACCCAAGUCAACACAUCUUCCUCUUAAGUCCAUAACUUGAAAAUGGUUAAAAACAAGUUCUCUAAAUAUUACACACUGUAAAAAGCUUUACAUUUGGCCACGAUCAGAUCCGAUCAGUAGAUACCACAAAAAAAACCACUAUCAAAUAAAUAACAAGCAUCUGUCCGAUCAGUUCAGGAAGAUCAAA
Messenger RNA from Betta splendens (Siamese fighting fish), 4638 nucleotides. Its product is annotated as voltage-dependent calcium channel subunit alpha-2/delta-4-like. Bases 468 to 3764 code for a protein of 1098 amino acids. NCBI's taxonomy places the organism in Eukaryota, Metazoa, Chordata, Actinopteri, Anabantiformes, Osphronemidae. The transcript has 40 exons. Gene Ontology annotation, molecular function: voltage-gated calcium channel activity. The record is from RefSeq and is a predicted model, not a curated record. Gene Ontology annotation, cellular component: voltage-gated calcium channel complex.